Messenger RNA from Mycosarcoma maydis (corn smut), 1281 nucleotides. RefSeq lists its product as uncharacterized. Gene Ontology annotation, cellular component: nucleolus. The transcript has a single exon. The record is from RefSeq and is a predicted model, not a curated record. Gene Ontology annotation, biological process: endonucleolytic cleavage in ITS1 to separate SSU-rRNA from 5.8S rRNA and LSU-rRNA from tricistronic rRNA transcript (SSU-rRNA, 5.8S rRNA, LSU-rRNA); endonucleolytic cleavage to generate mature 5'-end of SSU-rRNA from (SSU-rRNA, 5.8S rRNA, LSU-rRNA); small-subunit processome assembly. Gene Ontology annotation, molecular function: RNA binding. NCBI's taxonomy places the organism in Eukaryota, Fungi, Basidiomycota, Ustilaginomycetes, Ustilaginales. Bases 1 to 1281 code for a protein of 426 amino acids.
AUGGUGUCAUUCAACUGCGAUGGCUGCGGCGACGUCGUCAAGAAGCCAAAACUUCAGCAGCACUACAACCGCUGCUAUGCGCCUGUUACGUGCCUAGACUGCUCGAUGCAAUUCAACUCGCCUAACGAGUUCAAGAGCCACAACAGCUGCAUCAGCGAGGCGGAAAAGUACGAGAGGAGCGUAUAUCGUGGUCCAAAGCAUCAAGGCCAGCAGAACGGCCAAACACCUCAGAAAAGCCAUCACCAACCCAUUAGCACCCCGGCUCAAGUGCAGCAGGCGGCAGCGGAGGUGGCCACACCUGCCAAAGAAAGCGCCGAUAAGGUGAACGGAAAGAGGAAGAGAAGAGAAGAGCAGGACGAGGCAGCGGCCGUCGUCGCUGUUGAGCCUUCAAGCCCCACAAAGAAAGAGAAGAAGGAAAAGAACGAGAAGAAGGAGAAGAAGGAGAAGAAGGAGAAAAAAGAGAAGAAGGAAAAGAAGGAACAGAAGACGCAGUCGGAAGAGAUCGCCGAACAAGUCCCAGAAAGUCCAAGCGACACAGAAAUCGACUCAGACGACGCAGAAGAGCACAUCCAAGACGAUCCAAUGCAAGCAGCCGACCAAGAGGAAAAGAUUAUCAAGCCUCUCUCAACAACCGAACUCGAAGCCUUCAAGAAGAAGCAACGCAAGCUCGGCAUCGUCUACAUCUCUCGCAUCCCACCCGGCAUGACUCCCGCCAAGGUGCGACACAUUCUCUCCAACUUUGGUGAGCUCGGUCGCAUCUAUCUCCAGAACGGCAGCAGACCCGGCGAAGCGAAGAAGAAACACGGCGUAGCCCACUAUACCGAAGGCUGGAUAGAAUUCACCUCGAAGAAGGUGGCCAAAGCCGCAGCCGAAAUGCUCAAUGCCCAACCCAUCGGUGGUCUCGCCGCUUCUAACUCGAAGAAGUCAGGCUCAGGUGGAGGCAGUAGCAAGAUGGGCAAAAGCAGCAAGAGAUUCCAAGAUGAUGUGUGGACUAUGAAGUAUUUGAAGGGUUUCAAGUGGCACAUGCUGUCCGAACAGAUGGCGCAGGAAAGAGCUAGCCACGCGGCAAGAUUGAGGACGGAACUGAGCCAAUCAGCUUACGAGCAGAAAGACUACCUCAAGAAGGUCGAAAGGGCCAGGGUACAGAAGGACAAGAUGGAAAGGAGAAAGAGAAAGGCGGAAAAGCUGGGGACCGAGGUGGAUGACGUGUCCGGCAUGGAAAAGAGUAGAACGUUCAAGCAGAGGAAGCCCGUGCAGAAGGACGUCCGUGAUCAGGCUUAA